Molecule: messenger RNA, 702 nt
Organism: Lottia gigantea (owl limpet)
Lineage: Eukaryota; Metazoa; Mollusca; Gastropoda; Lottiidae
Exons: 5
Molecular function (GO): phosphoprotein phosphatase activity
Source: RefSeq, a predicted model, not a curated record
AUAGCUGAACCAUCUAGAACCAAGUUGCUACCAGAUCCUUUAGAAUACCCUUAUCAUCAACCACGCUAUACACUGGUGUUAGAAAUGACUGAUGUUCUAGUCCAUCCUGACUGGGGGCUGAAUACAGGCUGGAGAUUUAAGAAAAGAAAGGGUAUAGAAUAUUUUUUAUCGAAAGCUGGUCCACCAUUGUUUGAAGUAGUAAUAUAUUCAGCAGAGAAUGGUUUUACUGCUGAUCAUAUAGUAAACAAUCUAGAUCCACAAGGUUAUAUCACCUACAGAUUAUAUAGAGAUACUACAAAAUAUAAAAAAGGUGUUCAUAUAAAGGAUUUGGACUGUUUAAAUAGAGAUUUAUCUAAAGUUAUUAUGGUAGAUAGUAAUCUAGAUUCUGUUCAGCUGCACAGAAAUAAUUCUUUAAUAAUUAAACCAUGGAAAGGAGAAGAAGAUACAGUAUUAUAUGAUCUUGGAAAUUUCCUCCAUACUGUAGCAUCCAGUGGUGUAGAAGAUGUUAGAACUGUGUUAGAAUAUUAUCAACAAUUUGAUGAUCCUAUAGCUGUAUUUAAAGAAAAUCUAAAACGUCUUCAGGUAAAACAUUUUACUUUACAAGGUAAUUCACUUGAAAUCAAUCUAUCUGUAACACUUUACAAAAUGAAAAUCAAACAUUGGGCUAGUCUACAAUUACACAUUCACCUGCAUCAGCUUUAA